Molecule: messenger RNA, 895 nt
Organism: Anoplopoma fimbria (sablefish)
Lineage: Eukaryota; Metazoa; Chordata; Actinopteri; Perciformes; Anoplopomatidae
Product: septin-9-like
Exons: 2
Coding region: 62-895 (277 amino acids)
Source: RefSeq, a predicted model, not a curated record
AGAAAGAGAGUGGAGUCAGCGAGUAGACACUACAUGUGGCUGUGGUGGGAGUUCUCUGGAUAUGGAGGGGGACAAAUUCUCAGCGCUGAAGCGGUCGUUUGAGGUGGAGGAGGCGGACUCAUCCACACACUCUUCUCCUCUGUCCCGUCGGAACACCAACCCCCUCCGCUCAUCCACCUCCUCCACAUCCAGCCAGCGGAGCUACGACCUGAGCUCCCGCAACACCGACUACUCCUCUUCCAGAUCCAGCCCCUCCGAGACCUCCAACCCGCGCUCCCCAAAGACCGGCAUGAGGCGCAUGGAGCUAUCCGGGGGUCGGAACCCCGACGCAGCCUCGUCCCGCCGCACAGAGAUGUCCAUCGAGGUUUCCUCCAAGCAGAUCGACAACUCACCCAGUGCUGGCAUCGCCCGCUUCGGUCUCAAGCGCCCUGAGGUCAGUUUGAGCAGUCGGAGUACUCCACAGGACAGCUCCUCCACCUCCAGCUCCAGCUCCAGCUCCACAAUCAGACGGGAGCUCAGCAUUACACGGCCCCAUGAGCCCCCCGCCCCGCCCAAGAGGAUGGACGCCCAGCUGUCCUCAGCCCCGAUCUCCAGGAUCCCCGAGCCCCCUCAGAGAAGAGCAGAGGCCCCGUCCCCGGUCAUCAGCCCGGUCGACGGGGCCUCCAGGAGGCCAGAGAUGCCCGUCUUCAGGCAGCCGGACGGGUUGGUGCCAAGCAGUGCAGUGGAGAACAACAACAACAACCACCACCACCACCCGCCUCCUGCACCGAGUGCUCCCCUGCCUUCCCUGACUGACACAAGGGUGGAGCGGAUGCAGUCCCCGGUCGCAGAUCCUCCCUCAGCCCGACCCACAGACAGUGAGUACCGGCUCGGUUCACAAUGUCUUAUAAACUAA